Molecule: messenger RNA, 2322 nt
Organism: Striga hermonthica
Lineage: Eukaryota; Viridiplantae; Streptophyta; Magnoliopsida; Lamiales; Orobanchaceae
Source: the annotation of a GenBank genome assembly
AUGGACGCCCUUCAAUCCAACUACAUGGAUUCGCCGUCUGAGCCCCAAUCUCAACCAUUGAUUUCCUUUGACCACUAUCCAGAUCACGACAAUCACCCUCACUCCGGCUUGAAAACCCAACCUCAUCCCCCUGAGAAAACCCUGGAUUCGUCGGAAAACGAAGCCGCCGCUACCACCGCCGCCGAAGUUCCUACCCUGACCCCAAAGCCCGAUUUCUCCAAGCCGCUGCUGUCGGAGAACGGUCUAACAAACACGCACAGCGGAACCGACAAGGAUUUCUCCGGUGGCGAAGAGGAAACCAGCAGCCGUAGGAGACGUCGUUCUAGGUGGGACCCACCGCCGAGUGAAUCAACAAACGAGGGAGCCACCGGCACUGGUGACGGUAAUCUCGGGACCGGAGGUAGGAAGAGGAAGUCCAGAUGGGCAGAUGACGAGCCUAAGCCGGUGGUCCAGCUGCCCGAAUUCAUGAAGGAACUCACUGGAGGUAUUGAGCUCGAUCCCGAGAUUCAAGCUUUGAACAGUAGAUUGCUUGAGAUCAGCCGGAAGUUGCAAUCAGGCACAACUUUGGAUGAUAGGCCCGAGGGGGCUCGUUCACCCUCGCCAGAACCUAUUUAUGAUAACAUGGGAGUUAGGAUUAACACUAGGGAGUAUCGUGCUAGAGAGAAAUUAAACAGAGAGAGACAAGAGAUAAUAUCACAGAUUAUUAAGAAAAAUCCCGCCUUUAAGCCACCGGCAGAUUACAGGCCGCCGAAGCUUCAAAAGAAGCUUUACAUUCCAAUGAAAGAGUAUCCAGGUUACAAUUUUAUUGGUCUCAUAAUUGGUCCAAGAGGAAACACGCAGAAAAGGAUGGAAAAGGAGACGGGAGCAAAAAUUGUGAUUCGAGGCAAAGGAUCUAUUAAAGAAGGCAGGCUGCAGCAGAAGAGGGAUCUGAAGCAUGACCCAUCUGAGAAUGAGGAUCUGCAUGUAUUGGUGGAGGCAGAUAAUCAGGAAUCACUCGAUGCCGCUGCGGGUAUGCUUGAGAAGCUCUUGCAGCCUGUUGAUGAGGUACUCAAUGAGCACAAAAGGCAACAGCUUAGGGAGCUUGCAGCACUAAAUGGCACUAUUAGGGACGAAGAGUAUUGCAGGUUGUGUGGUGAGCCUGGGCAUCGGCAGUUCUCAUGUCCUUCCCGCUUGACGACGUUCAAGAGUGAUGUCUUGUGUAAGAUUUGUGGUGACGGUGGGCAUCCUACUAUAGACUGCCCGGUGAAGAAUACCACGGGAAAGAAAAUGGAUGACGAGUACCAGAAUUUCUUGGCUGAACUCGGUGGGACUGUUCCAGAUUCUCUGACCAAGUCAAGCCCUGCAGCAGCUCUUACCCUUCCUGGUAGCUCAGGGAGUAAUCCUCCCUGGGCAAACGGUACAAACACUUCUAAUAACACCACUCAAGCCGGUUUGGGGUCAAAUCCAAUAAAACCGAAGGAAUACGACGAGACCAACUUAUACAUCGGCUACCUGCCCCCUACCAUGGAGGAUGAUGCCCUGAUCAGCUUGUUCUCCCAGUUUGGUGAAAUUGUGAUGGCUAAGGUUAUCAAGGACCGCAUUUCUGGUCUCAGUAAAGGUUACGGGUUUGUGAAGUACGCUGAUGUCCAGCAGGCUAAUGCUGCCAUUGCCAGCAUGAACGGACACAAGCUCGAUGGGAGGCCAAUUGCUGUGAGAGUCGCAGGUAAACCACCUCAGCCUCAAGUGCCUCCGGGACCGCCUGCUCCUCCUGCGCCCACAUACCCUGCCCCUAGCCAGCCCAUUAGUGCCUACCCUUCCCAGUACUAUUCUGGCGGGCCCACUGGGGGCCCACCCUCUGGAGUCUAUAGUGGGGCUCCGGUUCCCUGGGGCCCACCCCCGCCUCCUCAGUAUGCCGCCUAUCCCCCGCCCCCACCACCUCCAGGAUCAAUGUCUUAUCCUCCACCACCUCCAUACGGAAUACAAUAUCCCCCACCUCCACCAGGUUCGUCUGGCGUGCCUACGCAGACUGUUUUAUCUACUGAUACACAACAGAGUUAUACUUCUUCAGGCGAAACACAGCAAAGCUAUGUCUAUGGCAGUUCGGUUACUACAAUGCCACUACACGGUCAGGUUCCAUAUCCACCGCAUCCAUAUAGCUAUCCACCUCAGUAUGGUGCUGUGCCUCCUCCUCCUCCUCCUGCCGCUAUGACUCAGUCCACUGUGGACCAUACUCAGAGCUUGAGUAAUGCACCCUGGGCCUCAAAGCCACUGGUGCCUCCGCCACCAUCAUCUGCUGAGAAGACGGACUCAGAAUACGAGAAGUUCAUGGCGGAAAUGAAAUAA